UGGGUUACAUUGCUCGUUAGUACUAUUUUAUUUUCUUUCCAAUUUUCUUGCGCUCUUGAGGCUUCUUCGCAGGAAUGGUAAAAUUCAAAGAAAAUACGAUGAAAUCCAUCACCCGAAUUUUGACAAAACCCAAUCCCUUAAUAGCAAACUCUCUGCUUCAAAACCUUUUCUCCAGGAGCCAUCCGAAGCACAGUUCCAGUUCCACUUCAAUCAGAAGCAUAUCUUCAUCGGCAUAUAACUACACCCAAUUGGAAUCAGUACCAAAGGAGAGCGUUGACUGUGUGGUAAUAGGUGCAGGCGUAGUGGGCAUAGCAGUGGCCAGAGAGCUUUCUUUAAAACAUGGCAGAGAGGUUCUGGUGGUAGAAUCUGGCCCAACGUUUGGUACGGGCACUAGCUCCCGCAACAGUGAGGUCAUCCAUGCUGGCAUCUAUUAUCCCUUCAAUUCUCUCAAGGCACUUUUUUGUGUGAGAGGAAGGAAAUUACUUUAUAGAUAUUGCAAAGAACAUGAAAUUCCUCACGAACAGGUGGGCAAGCUUAUAGUUGCUACUAGGUCCUCUGAGAUUCCAAAAUUGGAUGCUUUGCUGAAUCGAGGAAUUGAGAAUGGUGUUGAUGGUCUAAGGUUGAUGGAAGGGUAUGAGGCUAUGAAACUGGAGCCAGAGUUGCAUUGUGUAAAAGCUUUGUUAUCUCCUGCUUCAGGAAUAAUUGAUACUCAUUCGCUUAUGCUAUCCUUAGUGGGGGAAGCUGAAAGUCAUGGAACAACUUUCUCUUACAAUGCUUCAGUUAUUGGUGGUCAUCGUGAAGGAAAUAAAAUCCAACUUCAUAUUUCUGAAAGCAGUGCUCUUAAGAGUUGGGAUGCAAGUAGUCCAUUGCAUCCAGAGCUUAUUCUUAAUCCUAAGCUUGUAGUGAACUCUGCUGGCUUGAGUGCCCCAAGUCUUGCAAGACAAUUCUGUGGCCUAGAUAGUGGGGUUAUCCCUACUCCUUACUAUGCUCGUGGUUGCUAUUUCACCCUAUCAAAUGUUAAAACUCCACUUUUCCACCACUUGAUUUAUCCUAUGCCUGAGGAUGGUGGCCUAGGAGUACAUGUUACUCUAGAUUUAAAUGGCCAAGUCAAAUUUGGUCCCGACGUGGAAUGGAUAGAUUGCAUAGAUGAUAUUUCAAGCUUCCUGAAUUUGUUUGAUUACUCUGUUUGUAAAGAUCGGUCAAAGCAGUUCUACCCAGAAAUAAGAAAAUACUACCCAAACCUCAAGGAUGGAUCUCUGGAGCCAGGUUAUUCUGGUAUCCGACCUAAAGUUUCUGGUCCCAAACAGGUCCCUGCUGAUUUUUUAGUACAGGGGGAGGACAUUCAUGGCAUCACUGGUCUGGUAAACUUGUUUGGUAUUGAGUCUCCUGGACUUACUGCAAGCAUGGCUAUUGCAGAGGAUGUUGCUGCCAAAUUGAUAACAAACUAAGAGAAGCCUCACUUCAGUGUCAGAUAUACCACUUUGUGCAUACCAUGAUUUUGGAACCAGCAGAGUUUGUUUUUACCAUGAUAAUCAAGGGUAUACUUAGAUAUGUGCGACUUCUCGCACACAUUUAGGUUUAUCCGACUUUGUAAUAUCAAAGACUAAUUAAUCUGCUGCUCUAAAUUCGAUUGAAAGUAACGGUCAUGUUGGCAGGCUUGUUCGUCUCGCAGAAAACAGGCAUAUCAUUCUUAUCAGUGGAUUUAUGGUCCAUCACGGAUGGUUGCUGAGCAGGUUUGGCUUGUCAUAUC
Molecule: messenger RNA, 1750 nt
Organism: Coffea arabica (coffee)
Lineage: Eukaryota; Viridiplantae; Streptophyta; Magnoliopsida; Gentianales; Rubiaceae
Product: L-2-hydroxyglutarate dehydrogenase, mitochondrial-like
Molecular function (GO): (S)-2-hydroxyglutarate dehydrogenase activity
Source: RefSeq, a predicted model, not a curated record